CUCGGCAACAUCAGGUGUCUUGGAAAUUGUCUUGGCGAUUAUGACCAUCUCAAAAAGAUUGCGAUCAUCGAUUUUGUACAGAAAUUCAUUCAGAAAUGGUGCAUUGAAAAUUCAGGGGCAUAACUCUUUUGUCGUUGUCUUCGUCGACUACUUUUUAAGACCUUUUGAAGUUUGACUUUCUUUAGCUUUGUAGAAGUGCUGAAGUUUCAGCUACUGCUUGAAAUGCAAUAGCGAGUGUAUUCCGGUCAUUUUUUUCUUCCGCUGUAAUGUCCAUAAUAUGUGAAUUGUGCCCCUUCGACGGUAGUUUUUUGGCGCGAAAAUAUGUUGACAUGUACCAGUGAUAAGAUGGAUUUUUAUCCUCGUAAAGAAUUUCAUCCGCGUUCUCGGACAAGUAAAAUAAAAAGACACAGCUUUGAAUCCUAAAAUUGUUUAUCAAAUUAUUUUUUGUACAUUAUUUUGUGCUUGAUGAUGUUUAAUUGUUAAUUUAUUCAAUUCGAAAAUGGCCAUAGACAAAGGAAAAUUAAGACAGUAUUUAGCCGGCUUUAUCGCGUCCAUCGGCUCGGCGUGCUUCGGAGUCGCGAUGGGCUGGCCGGCGCCGGUGAUGUGGGCGCUGCGGGACCCCCGAGGCCGGAUCCGGAUGACGGCGGAGGAGAGUUCCUGGAUGGUCUCGAUCAUGGAGCUGGGCAACCUCCUCUCGCCGAUCCCCGGCGGGGUCCUCGCCGACCGCUACGGGCGCAAGUUCGUCCUCCACCUAGCCGCCCCGCUCUUCGCCGCCUCCUGGAUCAUCGUCCUCCUCUCCAAGGCCAAGCUCAUGCUCUACGCCAUGCGGGUGCUCCAGGGGCUCGCCACCGGACUCGUCUUCACGCUCACGCCCAUGUAUCUCGGCGAAAUCUCCAAGAAGGAGCAUCGUGGAACUAUAGGGAGCAUGUUCUCGGUGAUGAUGUACGUGGGCUCGCUGUACGCCUACGUGUUCGGACCGCCGUUCUCCUACGACGUCUUCGCCAUGAUCUGCCUGGCCAUGCCGACCGUCAUGUUCUUCGGGUUCAUGUUCAUCCCCGAGACGCCCUACUUCUACCUCAUGGUCGGCGACCUCAAGGCCGCGCGCAAGUCUCUCGCCUUCUUCCGAAGCAAGGACGACCCGAUCGAAGAAGAGCUCCUCCUCAUGCAGGAGUCCGUCGAGACCGACAUGGCCAACAAGUCCACAUUCAUGGACCUCAUGACCGAGGUCGGGAACCGCAAGGCGCUCAUCAUUCUCCAGGUGCUCUCCAUGUUCAAGAUAAUGACCGGGAUCUGCGCGCUGCUGACCUACGCGACGAUGACGUUCGAGGAGACGGGGACCCGGUGCGACGCCAACCUCAUCUCCAUCUCCUUCGCGGUCAUCAUCGUCGUCUCGACGAUUGCCUCCGCGGGCUUCGUCGACCGCUGCGGCCGCCGCCCGAUGCUCCUCAUCUCCUCCGCCGGCCUCACCCUCACCAACGUCCUCAUCGCCCUCUACUUCUACGAGCUCCGCCUCCUCCCGCCCCUCAGCGACUACGCCUUCAUCGUCUUCGCCGCCGUCGGGGCGCUUGCUUGCUUCCACACCAUCGGGUACGGCGCCGUCCAUUCUACUAUCCAGUGCGAGUACUUCCCGUCCAACACGCGCGGCCUGGCCAACGGGAUCACGGCCGUCACGCUGACCGUGUUCUCCUUCUUCACGCUGAAGAUCUUCCAGUCGAUCGACACGUAUUUCGGGAUGUACAUGAAUUUCAUCGUCUUCGCCGCGUUUUGCUUCAGCGCCAGCGUCUUCGUCAACGAGGUCGUCUUCGAGACGAAGGGGAAGUCCUUCUCGGAGAUCCACGCCGAGUUCAGGAACCGAGUUUCAGAGCCCUACGUCGACGAGCACCACGUCGUCACCGUCUGAAUCAGUGACCAAUCUCGAAUGUUAGGGACUCUGAGUUCCGUCUGUUUUAUAAUCCUGCACUGAAAAAAAAUUCUCGGCGUUUUUACCAAGGUCCGUUGGUACCUUUACCAUCUCACUUUUUUUACCAAUUAUUGGUAAUUUUACCAAGACAGACUGGUAAACUUACCUAAAAACCGG
Molecule: messenger RNA, 2077 nt
Organism: Bemisia tabaci
Lineage: Eukaryota; Metazoa; Arthropoda; Insecta; Hemiptera; Aleyrodidae
Source: RefSeq, a predicted model, not a curated record